AUGCGCAAUUACAAUCCAGUCUCCCCGUCCAAGAUGGCGAUAGGAUCGAAGAUUGAGCUUGGCCGGGUAAUACGAUUAGUUUUAUUUAUUUCUCUUUUUGUAUUUCUGGUGAUAAUUGGGGUCAAUGUCGUUUUAGUUACAGCUAUCAGUUCUUUUGGGAGAGUAAACCUACAAUUAUAUAUGUGUUAUUCUAAAUAAUGUUAAUAAUCUUACCAGACUUAAACUAAUCUGUUCCGGUACGCUAAGCUACGUGAGAACUCGCCAACAAGACUACGCUCAUGCGGAACCCAGCGUGAAUUCUUUUUCUUAAAAUUAAAUUAUACAACUUUCGUACUUCCCAGCGAAGUAUUUGUCAUUAGUCGUUCUGUUUUUCCAAACAUUAUUUUUUUACAAUUUACGUAAAAGGAUCAGUGUGAUCCUUGUUAUUUAUAGCUCAUGUCUGACCUUUAAGACAUAACAGUAAACUUAAACAAACUGCUACACAACUAGAGUAAAAUGUCUGCACAGCCCCAUGCAUUCAUUAUGCUUGCAUGUUCUAACUCUAUUUUAUGUAUUAACUUAUUUAUGUAAAAUUGCAACUGAGAUUGCUGCAUGCACUUUUUUAUGUACCUGGGUGGAAAUCUUACUCAAACCAGCUUUCUGGUGUUCCAAUCUUACAUGUUUUUAUGCCUGAAACAAAAACAGCUAAUCACACAAUAAUGACACUACAUGUAUGUCCAGGGUAGGGUGGGAGGAAGUCUUUACUUGCACAUGCCUCAUUGAGUAGAUGCUUUUGAAUUAUAGUGAAAAGAAAGUAAGCAAGAAAAGCAUUUCAUAGACCUAGCUCAGAUUCUGCACUGAGCUGAGCUUCUGAUCCAAAGUGAAGAAAAAAACUGUCUAUACCUGUUGAUUCAGACACCAAAUUUGAUAAACUUAGUUUGUUAGGUUUACAAUAAGCUUAACUGAUACUGGCAGCUCACAUCCCAACAGUAAUUACAACUUUAAAUGAAGAUUUGAUCGGCACAGUGGUAAUUGAAAUUAAACAAUUGCCAAUUAACCUCUCCCCCAAAAAAGAAAUUGUUACUCCAGUGGGAUUCAAACCCAUGGCCUCUGUGUUAGCACUGCAAUUCUCUAGUUAAUUGAGCUAUGGAGACCCAUACAUUAGCAGCAGGCCAAUUUGUUUAGUCAAUGUAAUUGUUCCUUAUUGAUUCAGACACAGAACUUUUUAUGUACUUAAUUUAAAGCAUACAUGCAAGGUUCAGGUUUUGAAUAUUCAGCAUCUGAAGUGGGCCUUGCUAAAAGCAUUGUUAAUGAUCCAUAUGCUGCUUAACAGUGGAACCUCAUUAAUACAGACACCAAGGGGACAUGCCACAAUGUCCGUUUUAUCAGAGUGUCCAUAUUAAGCAGGCUCUCAGGAAAAGAAAAGAAGAAAAAAUGUCAUGGACACUUGUUUUAUUGAUCUAGAGAUAAGAGCAGACAUUUUUAUGAGAAAACAUUGUAAGCGCAAUAACCAUAACAAGUUCAUGCUUAAGAAACCUCACAAUCAUUAAAUGAUCAUUAAAUGUGUCUCUUAGUUAUUUAUCAUAGUCUCAGACUAAAUCUACCUUGUCCCUUUCAAGUAUUUGUCGGGAAAUACAACAAAAGAAUCCAUGACUCUACUUUGUAUUGGUGCUCCAAGUUUGUGACUCAGCCAGGGGGACUGAACAGUAGACAGAACUUUUGACAGGUCAUUUCUGUUGUUUCUGUUAGUUAUUUACCUGUAAGAUAUUUAUUCAUAGACAGUGUGCAGAAAAGCAGUGUCCAUAACGUGGGGUUGAUAAUGAAUGAGAGUUUGUGACUCUGUAUUAAGCGGUUAAUUUUAGAGAGAAUAUAAGAGCUUUGUCUGGACAAACGAAACUGUCAGUUAUGUAUGGGUGUACGUAGAGUGGGGUUGAACUGUAUUUUGACUGUUUCCCAUUUACAGUGCAUCCAUACCUGAUCGUUCACAACAGGCAACAAUUCAGGAAGAAUCAUUAUUAAAUUUUCUUAUUAUGAUUUGCUUUACAGAUUGUGUUGUAUGUGUUCUUUCCUGUUGCUGUGUUUGCGUUUUUCAAUAUGCCUGAAUCCUAUGAGGAAUUCAUGUCACAAAAAAAGGUUUGAACACACUUUUUAUUCGCACCUUACCCUUUCUUUUGAUAUGUUAGAGCAAGGGCUUGUUCCCUUUAAGUCUUAAGAGUGACCAACAACAAUUUUCUCCCAAAAAUAUCGAUACAUAUUAAUUAAAAGAACAGUUGUUGAGAAUAAAUAAAAUGAUCACCUAAGGGAAAAUGCGUUGAUCUUUAAACAGGGCUUCUGACAGGUCACGGAAGAAAAAGUCAAAUUUUGCAGGAUUUUUUUGGGACAAAUUCGUGGAAAAAUUGGUCUAUUUCGCGGGAAUUUCUGAGGCAAACUUCACCAAAAAGCAAUCGGUAAAAAACGGCGGAUUUUGUGGUUAUUUUCAAGGCAAAUUUCACUAGAAAUCGAUCGGUUUUGUGCUGAUCAGACUAGCGUUUUUAACAUUUUUCUGACAGAGGUCAUCAUUUGCUCUCUCAACAACAAUACGCUCUUUUUCAUAACAUAAUCUACGCCUGGUAGUUUCAGGACAUUGUUUGCACGUUUCAGUGGCGAAAGUUCUAUGAUAAAUUUGCAAGUUCACGGCAAUUAAAUAGCCCCAAUAGCUGAAAUACGUUUCAUAUAUAUUGUACAGGCAUGUAUUUAAUAAGAUUUCUACCAAAUUUCUUGGUAUUUUUCGUGUUUUUGUGAAUUUCGUGCGAUUUCUCUCAACUAAUUCUGUUAGGAAAUGUAUGGAGAUCAGUUAGGAGAAUUUGUAUGUGGAUAAUGGGGCUUAAAGUAUUAAGCGGUGUAUGUAGAGCAGGGUUCCACAGUUCAUGACUCAACAGAGCCAGUUCCUCUACAGGUGUAUCAUCGAACUAUGUUAAAAAAGUAUAAAAAUCAAAAGGAAGACAGAGGAGCAGUUUUAGAAACUUUUCCUCUUUCUUUCAUCUUUCUUGUCACUGCUCCCUUUCCCCCAACCCCCCUCGCCCUGACUGGACAAUCGAAACUGUGCAUUAAAUAUCCUUGUAAGGGUUUUCUUUUGAUGGCGCAAAAAUGAGUUUGAGUUUUGAUCAUUUUUUGUCUGUACAGCAUGCAAAGAAAGUAGUGUCUAGUAGUGGUUUUUGUUAAUAUUGGGCUAGUGAAUUCUGUUUUUAACUUGCCUGACGUACAAGUGAUGUUUUUUGAGGAAUUCGAAUAACAGAAGAACUGUGAAAUCAAUUCUGCUCAUCAAAAAGUUAUUGGGGCUAUAAUUGAAAUGAUAUCUGGGCUAGCAUUAUGCUAGCUUCAGCUUGCCCGACUUGCAAGCUGUAAAAAUGAUUUUCUUUGCACCCUGCUAUAGCCUGAAAUUAAUAAUAAACAAAUAUCAGAGAACCAUUUUCAAGGUCAAACAAAAAUCGCUGUACUUUGUCUUUAUUUUAAAACCCCAAAAAAUUGUGAAAAAAAAAUGAACACAUGACAAAUAAUUUUAAAAACCAUUGUAACAAAAAAUAGUAGUAAUAAUUAUACUCCUUACUUGUCAGUUUAUAGAUUCUUCCUCACAGUUGCUGUAUCUCACGUUGCUGCCUUUUUAUCCACAGAAAGAACUGUACCCACCAGAUCAAGACUGUCAUGUGAGUAUUCAUUAUAAUAUUAUUGUUACUAACUGCUAAGUUAUUUUGUUCAUUAUGAAUAAGAUAAAUUUUCUCUUGUAGCAAAGACUGCAGGCAGCUAGAAAUGCUAGUCCAUCUUAAAAUGAGGGACUAUGCAUUGAACUACAGCCUUGGAUAAAAGUCUUGAGACAGUUCCAUCUAUUAAUUUUUUUUAAUAAUCCAUGGUCCAUACGAUGAUGUCAUCAAAGCGGAAAUCCGCCCCCUCUCCACUGCCAAGUCAAUGUGUUGGGGCUCCCUAUGCUUGUGUUAUCCAAAACAAAAAGAGAGGCUUGGGACGGGGGAGGGGGGAGAACAGCCCUUUUCUUAGCAAUUGAAAGUUUUUAUUUCAGUCAGAAUUAGUCAUUUGUCUUAAUCAGUUUUGUCCAAGGUGUUGCAUCCGAUCUGAGAACAUGGGCGGGUUUUAUCCUGGCAGGUACUGUGCAGUGAACUAGCAUCUCAUACACAGGGACAGUAGAAGUACUCAGGGACUAGCCCUACCCUAGACCAACAAGGGUGGCACCCUAGCUUGCAAUGGAUAAGUGGCUUAAAUCAUCUGGAUAAGAGCAAUGCUGUGUCAUCUGGGAGGAAGGAGUAAACAUUCUAUGAUGGAUAAAGUCCAUAUGUACCAAUAUAAUUAUUAGGAGCAUACAUGUAUCUCUUGGGUGACAUGCUAUCCACAGAGAAGCGGUAGUACCAUGGGCUAAGCUACAAUUACAAUAAACUAAUUAAAAGUUAUUUAACACAAUUUUCCAUGGAGCAUGGUCAAUUGCACUUACUUAUUUAUAAAAGGCCAGUUAGCACAAAUCCAGGUUUAGUUACCAUAACAACUUUGUUUACAUUUCACCUUUAAGUCCCAGUAUCUACAUACAAAAUUCUCCUGACUGAUCUUUAUACAUUUUGUUAAAGAAUUAGUGAUCAGAAGAGAAUUAUUGUUAAAAGAUCAAGGCAGUAUGCCAAAGGUGAUCAAUGAACAUUUACUGAUUCUGAUAACAUUUUUUGCCUCAUAAUGUAUUGAUAUGAAUUGUUAGGCGAAAAUUGAUGUUGGUCACUCUUACGACUAGGGGACUGUUUACGUGGAGGUGGGGGACCCCAGAUAGGUGCUCAGGUAACUUCUGGCAGGUCACCCCACCAAUCAUGUAAACAUGAUCCAACUGAAAUGAGAGAUUAUAUGAACAGACGGGUUACCUCACCUACCUGGGGUCCCCCAACUCCAUUAAACAGGUCCUUAGAGGGUUAAUCCCGGAAUGGAGCUAACCAGUCUGCAAUCAUUACUCAGUCCUGAAUUGUUCCUUGCAAUGUACUAGCAUUCUAUCCAGUAGGGAAUAAACCCCUCCACAAUUUUUUCAACUAUUGACUGAGACAAGUUAGUCUCCUUCACAGCCCUUCUAAGGCUCAUCACGCCACUCUCCUCCCCUCAUGACAAGCCUAAAAACGGCUGUGAAGUAGACUAGAGACAAGUUAGUGAUAAUCCAUUAGCACGGCUGAAAAGAAUGCCUUUAAGUUAGAAAAGGUGCCAAGUUUGAAUGUGAUUUGUUGAAAAGUAAUGAAGAUAUACAUGUAGCUCCACAAUUAGUCACCAAAUUUUACAGACAUUUGUAUGGUGGGGGGCAAGUUCGUACCCCUCACCAUACAAACAUCGCUUUUCACAUAUCAACUAUAAACUUGGUAUUAAAGUUUCCUUUAUUUAAAGGUGCUCUUUCCAGCAGUUUUAAUGGAUAUUCGCUGACUGGUCUUAAUCAAAACUUGACAAAAGGCAUGGAAGGGCCUCAGUUACUGGUUCUUUGGGACUGGUUGUUUCAAAUGAUUACUUUUCAAAAGAUCACUGAAAAUUUGACUUCAAGUCUGAUUGCUUGGAAAGCAAAUUCCUAGGCUUGGUUCCUCGAAAAAAGUUAAGUUUAACCCAGAAUAAAAAGGCAAAUAUAAGUGCAAAGCUGGAUAAAUAAUAUUGGGCCUGAACUUCAGGAUCCAGUUAUGACAACAUAAAAUGAUAAUUAUUAUCUAUAGUAAUCAGUCUCCAGGAAGUUAAAUGAAAUCAAAUGUUCAAAUUUUAAUCCUGGAUUAGUGCUACUGGUCUUUCAGGAGCUGGGUGCAGGUGAUUGUUUUUGCCUGUUACCCUAAAAUAGUGAGUCAAAAUGAAAAGAAAAAAUUAAUGUUUGAAUAUUUUAAAAUUUUACCCCAUAAGGGCCUUCAAGCAACUGGGCCCUGGUAGGCAAUCUUCACCUGGGGAGUGCGUGUUACAAUACGUCUUGUGAUAGUCAUGACAAUAAAGGAUUGGGAUGGUCAUCCCGUUUCAGUUACAGCAUUUUCACCAACCCACGUUCGAUGUAUUAAAAUUCUAAGAUGACUCCAAGGCUUAACUGUACUAAAUUGCAAAUUUUUAACAAUUCCAUUGUGUUGCAAUUUCCAAAAGAGACUUGAGCACAAAGAAAACCAAAUCAAAUAUAGAAAUAUGACCAGAAAGACUCAGAGGAGUUAUGUACUAAGAAUUUUAAUACAUUAUUGAAUGUGGGCUCCAGUCAUUUUGUUACAGAUAGUUAUGGUGAGUCCUGGGACUCAUGUUGUGAAAAAUCAUUAGUCCCCUUCCAGAACCAACUAGUCCCAGUUUAAAAAGAACGAGUAAGAAAUUGAAAAUGCUUAGGCUUUUAUGUAACCAGACAGUUAAUCUGAAGACAGACUCCAAAACUCUGUAUUACAGUAUACUGAAAUUAAAAUAUAGUCCUUCUAUUUUAAAACACAACAAAGGCUAAAAGAAUAUGCAUCGUUAAACAACAGCCAGAAUAACUGCCACAGAAAUUACAUGAAUGGGCCAGUUUCUACAUUAAUACACAUGUUCAGAUCGAUUGAUCAAUCUUUGUAUUCUACGGGAUGCAUGCCAUGAAUUAUUUUGGAUUUCUAUGCGUGAGGGACACAAGAUGCUGACGUAACAAAAUCACUGGGGCUCUUAACUGAAUUCUUUCUAUUUGUUACUUAGAGACCUCCAACUACUCUUGAGGAUAUAAAGAAAGCUAGGGAGAAAAUGGUAGAAGACAACAGAAAAGAAACAGCACAGCAGAGUCAAUAGGAGUCAUCAUUAUAAUUGUGAAGGUUAUCCUUUGAGAACUAAUAACAAGCCUCUAAGAAAUAUCCUUAAAAUAUUUCAUUUUUAAUAGAACUCUCACAAUAUCGUAUGAAUAUUAAUGUACAAAACAUAUUUCCAAGUUAAUAUUGGUACAUUCACUGGUUUUGUUUACAAGUUGUGGGUAACUAUUUAUAAUAUUGAGUAAGCUUGUGUACAAAAGAUACGUACAUUUCUAUGAAUGUUAUGAACUAUAAUUUUUUGGAUGAACUGUUCUACUUUAAUACAUGUAUGUAACAUAAAUUUCUGAUCUUCACUUUUUAAUUAAUAAUAUUUUCUACUUAAAAGUUCCGCACUUGGUCAUUUGUGGUGUUGUGGAAGGUUCUGUCAGAAAGGAUGCACUGUUCUACACAAAAUUCUCCAAAAACAGUAAUAAGAACUAACAUAUACCAGUACUGCCAGAGUUUUAAAAAGAAUAGUUGGGUUGAAGGGGUCAGUGUUGCUUUAAAUAUAUUGUUUGGAUGCAGAAUAAAACACUCUUUCUACUGACUGAUAUGAGC
Molecule: messenger RNA, 7295 nt
Organism: Porites lobata
Lineage: Eukaryota; Metazoa; Cnidaria; Anthozoa; Scleractinia; Poritidae
Source: the annotation of a GenBank genome assembly